Messenger RNA from Aspergillus fischeri NRRL 181, 255 nucleotides. RefSeq lists its product as uncharacterized. The coding region runs from base 1 to 255 and encodes 84 amino acids. The record is from RefSeq and is a predicted model, not a curated record. NCBI's taxonomy places the organism in Eukaryota, Fungi, Ascomycota, Eurotiomycetes, Eurotiales, Aspergillaceae. The transcript is spliced from 2 exons.
AUGGGUCAAACACAGCCAUUUGAAGAUCUUGAACCCAAUCUGCCCGAGGCUGAAAGUGCUUCAGUCAUUGAGACUCGAUAUCUGGUUAUUCUGGGAACAUUUACUUCUCUUCAGAAGUCCGACUUUCUCACAGAAGGUCUGGAAACGAACCGCGCUGGAAAAGCCAUCCUCAGUACAAUCCAGAAUCCGCCCCUCCUUGCUAUCGCUUGCUUUCUGAUGGUUCUGGGCUCAGUAAUGAUUUCUUGGCUCAGCUAG